Messenger RNA from Alosa alosa (allis shad), 3137 nucleotides. Its product is annotated as RNA-binding Raly-like protein. Gene Ontology annotation, molecular function: RNA binding. The transcript is spliced from 8 exons. The coding region runs from base 256 to 897 and encodes 213 amino acids. The record is from RefSeq and is a predicted model, not a curated record. NCBI's taxonomy places the organism in Eukaryota, Metazoa, Chordata, Actinopteri, Clupeiformes, Clupeidae. Gene Ontology annotation, cellular component: nucleus.
GAUUCAGUAGUAACAGAGCAGACUGCUAUCAAGAGUGGCUGCAGCGAGGGAGAGAGAGAGAGACAGAGCGAGAGAACGAUAGAGAGAGAGAGACAGCAAGGAGACCGGAAGACACAAGUAAGACCGUGACAGAGAGAGAUAGAAAGAGUGAGAGUGAAGGGAGAAAAGCGAGGGAUUAAAGAGCUUUAGAGCAGUCACCUCCUGGCUAUUUGCCUGCUGACGCAAGCAGCCUCCUUUGUUUUUGCCAUCCCUGAUAUGACCCUGUUCAAGAGUGAACAUCGCAGCCCACGAUACAUGAGCAUGACCGGAGAGCUGAAAUCGAGCCGUUCCAAGACGGGAGGAGCCAAGAGGCCCAACAGCGCCAUGUACGGAUCAGAAUAUGACCUGGACUAUGACUGCUACCAGGAGGACUUCUAUGACAGGGUGUAUGACUACCAGCGCGUGCCCUCGGCGAUGCCUGCCGUGCCCCACGGCUCCAGCCUGCCCAAGCGCUCGCGCUCCUCCUCCAGCUCCACCAGCCUGAGACGCAGCAGGGACCGGCCCUCCUCCAAGAGCUCCAGACCCCACUCCUCCAGCAGGGCCAAACUGAAGAUGGAAGAGCUGCAGACCAUCAAGCGAGAGCUGACCCUGAUUAAGGUUCAGAUCGACGGGCUACUGGAUAACCUGGACAGGAUGGACAGGCAGAGGCAGGAUCACACAGGAUCCCCACUGUCCAGGGAGGGCAGUCUCGGAGGCUCCCCCUACCACGCAUCUGCCAGCAGCCCUGAGGCGUCUCCACAGAGCCCCAGGCCUGGGCGCCGCUGUGCCCGGCGAGACAGCCCUGAGCUGGGGGAGGCCAGCGAUGACGAGCCCCACACGAUGCAUCAUCACAGCUCAGACCUGGAAGAUGAAAUGUGAGAAGGCUGUCACAGCUCCGAGACGAAGCUGGACGUCGGUGAUGUGAAACAAAGAGAAGGAGCGCCAAACAUGGAGGAAGAGCACACUACAUCCCUGUCUUUUUUUCAUGUAGUUACCAUGCCAACACCAGCCGCAGAACACUACUAUCCCUACUAUCCCCGUCAGCCCACCACCACCCCUCUGCUGUGUGUGUGUGUGUGUGUGUGUGUGUGUGUGUGUGUGUGUGUGUGUGUGUGUGUGUGUGUGUCAUGGGUGUGCCUGCACCUAAAUGUGAAAUCAGUGCUGUAGAGUCUCCAAAAGGCUCAUCAUCUGAUCAGCAGACACAGCCCUCCGCCCCUGGUGUCAGUUCCCUCCCUGAGCUUACUUCUCUGUUUUUAUUCAGCAAAUGAAAUGAGCUCCAUCUGUGACAAACACACUUCACUGGCGUGGUAAUUACAGCCAUCUAUUGGACAAAAGAGCACCAUACUUCCUAUAGUGAAUCUCUCCUGUGAAUUGCUCACCAACACACACACUCACACACACACACACUCACACACACGUAGAGAUAGAUGCUUACACGGAUUUGCUUAGAGCUGAUUUCCCCUGCAAUUAUGAUCUAAAAUGUUAAACAGGAGAUAACUAUUAUCAGGUACGAAAUACUUAGGUCAAACAUAUUUCUUUCAAAAGACUAAUAAUUUAAAUGCCUAGAUUUAAUGGCUUCCCGGUGGUGACAUAUUUGCCUUGAAAAGGGUUCUCUAAUGGCAUCCUGUCUGAUGUGGGUGGAGGUGUUGUGCCUGCAUCACUGCUCCACUGUUGUGCUAGUGUCUUGAUCUGACCCAUGGUCUAUGGAUUACAUGGUCAAAAAAGGCCCAUGUCAUUCAAAAUCACCAUACACAGAUCCUGUAAAAAUGUUGUGUCCCCUAGCUAACAACAGGUUUGGAAUACAAAUAAGGAAAUAAGCGAACUCCCAUACUUCUGAAGAAAAUCUAAUCUUUGUGAGUAAACAGAGGAACAUUUACAUACUGGAAUGGGCUUCUUCAAUUUAUCUUAAACUUUGCAGGCAGCAGAAAAAGACAGGCAACAGAAAUCAUUCAAGCAUCCCUUAAUUAGGGAGUUUAUCCACCUAGCAGAACCUCAUCUUGAUUUGUCCCACUGGAUAAUAUAUGACAAUAACGUCACUAACAUGUGAAUUUAGUGCAGCAUAUCCACACUAGACUCUCCAGGGUCUCUGCUGAUAUUUAUGACAGAAUAUCCUCCAUUCCAGAACACCUGGAUUUCAAAAGGUCUUUGUGUAGCCUACUGCCUGUAAAAAAAAUCUUACCAGAUGCAUACCAUGUACAAGACAACUUUGUUUGGCCUUUGAAAAAUUGUCUCAUUCAGGCUUUGUGUGUGUGACUAGCUGGUCACUGCAUUGCUUGCUCUGAUGUGUUGUGUGAGCUACAAAAGACAACCCUGUUCACACAAGCAUACAGCCAAAAGCCAGAGGCUCUUGACCCUGGAGCAAGAUCCAAUUUGUAAGAUGCUAGAUGCAAUAACUGCAAUUCUUGUGCCAUGCAAGGAGAAGACAAGACUACAAUAUCUCGCUUUAAAGUCCACUGCCAUCAAAAGCCACUUUUUUAUUGUAGGCCUAUCAGUCAUCCUGUUGAGUUGCCAUCAUGUCAAUUAUUUUUAAAAUAUGAGAGAGAUAUUACAUAUUUCUCCCGGAGUCUAUCCAAAAUACAUCUUUAAACAGCCCCAAGUAAUAUAGAUGAUCAAAGACUACUCCGUUUUAAUGUCAAAAGCAUGGACAUGCCAGGCCAGUGUGCUUUGCUGCAAGGAAAGGAUUCUAUUUUGAGUGCGGCUUUAUCCUCCAGAGCAUGUUUGUUUAUCUUUUUUGUUUCUAUGGUUGCAAACUGCUGUCAUUCUGCAGCCAGUCAUGCUACAUAUCUGGCUGUGUGAUGGUAAUGCUGUGGCCCCCAUCUCUUCUUCUGUGGUAUAGGCGCAUUUGAGGUGGUCUGGGUCAGUGUGUAAUAUUGUGUAAUAUUGUAAAACUUUCUUUUUUGUGGUCUACUCAGUCUAAUUUUAUUCUUUUUGUUUGAUGUCUCAGUUUUGAUUAUCAGGAGAGACAAAUGAAGGCGGGGAAAAAAAACCCAUUAAAGACAGUUUUGUUACAAUCAAGUACUGUUUAGUAGUUUUUAUGUUGUUUUUAUGUUUGCCCUCAUAACAAGCAAAACUCAUACAUUGUCACAGUAGUAAAAGUAUUUUCAUAUUGAUUAUCCAAA